Paraglomus brasilianum is the source of this 287-nucleotide messenger RNA. Lineage: Eukaryota; Fungi; Glomeromycota; Glomeromycetes; Paraglomerales; Paraglomeraceae. The record is from the annotation of a GenBank genome assembly.
AAACACAUUUGUACGCAAUGACGGACGGUAAAUACAAUUAUUCACACUUUCGUACGACAAAGUAUUUAGAGUUUCUCGACAGUUGGAGAGAAGAUAAACUGCCUGAUGACGACAUUGCCGUCCCGCUCAAACAUCAACCUUCGGUAUCUGAAGAUGGAAUUCUCCUCCUUGAACAUCAGCAGGGCGCAAAAAAGUGGAAGGAAUUAGCUUUAGAUUUCUUUAAGAACGAGACUCCGAGCGUCCAGAUGAAAUCUCAUGGCGGCGGGUCAGCACAGCAAAUCAAUUGA